ACUAGUGACCAUUUCAAUUCUUCUCUCUCACGACUUACACGUUAGCCUUCAAUGUAUUGUCUGACACUCUAGAUUUGUACCAUGACGAUGUACGCACUUCUGUGUUGUCUUCUUUUUGUAUGUACAUGGAAGGAAGCAGACACCUCAGUUACAGACGAUAUCUUUAAACGCUUCUUGUCCCAAAUUUUUGGAAGAAACAAAGCCUCAAAUCCAAAUGAUACUAUCCAAGCUACUGACACCAUUUACACAGAAUUUGUUCAACCCCAUCAAAUUGCUAACAAAAUCUCGCUGUUGUCUCACGUGUAUACAUGGGGAAAUGUGAGAAUACAGACAUUCAUCGGGGUCGUUGAAAGGAACUCUACUCAUAUUACAAUUAAACAUUAUUUCUUUAGACCAGAAUUUUCUCACCAAGGAGCACGAUAUGAUAAAUUACAUUGUAGGGAUGUGAUAUACAACCCAAGAUGUGAUACAACAUUUAAGCCGUUGGGCAUGAAUUUCGAAUUCACUUGGCCGGCCUGUAUCUACAAUCCCGUUCAACCACGUGUGAUUUCUGGCCUCUUAGAGUGCACGCGAUCACACUUCAAGAUUCCCAAUGAAGAAAAUUACAUCAUUAUGGAAAAGGAGAUAAGCUAUGAUCUUCCAAAUCAGUUCUACACUGGUGAUAACAUGUGUAAAGUACCAACAGGGCGUGAUUAGUCAUUCAUAGAAUGUUUUACUGCGCAAUAUAAUAUUGCUUGAGUAACAAUGUAAUAAAAUAAAAUAUCAGCA
Molecule: messenger RNA, 768 nt
Organism: Biomphalaria glabrata
Lineage: Eukaryota; Metazoa; Mollusca; Gastropoda; Planorbidae
Exons: 6
Coding region: 82-696 (204 amino acids)
Source: RefSeq, a predicted model, not a curated record